AAUACUAAUGAAAUCUUUGUAAUGAAACGCAAAAGUAGUUGCAAGACUCAAUCCAACUGUCCACUGCCAAAAAAAACACACACACACACACACAAGAAGACGCUCUAUGCCUUAGAUCUGCAAAUCUUCCAAGAAGUAUAUAUGUAAAAAAAAAAAAAAGACAUGGACAAAAUUAAUGACAACGAAAAAAGCAUAAGUCGGCAGUCCGAGAAAACAGCAAUGUCAAUUUUCACACCUACAAAACCCAGAUUCGUUUACACGGAUUUUGGCAAGCCAGCGCGGAUUCCCGCUCUUGAAAAUAUUUACCAGAAAAAACCCACAUACAAAAAAUACAUAUAUUUUCGCAUCACAUUCACUUACCUUGUAAAAACGACAUCUUGGACAAUGACAUGUUGAGGAUUGUUCAUGUGUAUUAAUGCUGCUUUGUCGUCUUCUUCUUCUCCUUCUCCUUCUUUCUAAUCGAGGUGAUGGAGAGCUCGACCGGCUUCUGGUUUGUGAUUGCUGCUGCGAUUUCUCUCUGCAAAUGGGGAGUUGCAGGCUUUGAAGCUCGAGAGGUUUUCAGCGGGAAUGUGUCGCUGUUGGAAUCUCUGUCUUAUUUGGAAUCUGUGUAUGGAAUAUCUGAUGCUGCUGCUCCUCCCAAUGCUCUCAUGGUGCCUCUCACUCUUAUCCAUGGAGCUGCUGCUAAAGGAGCUGUGUGUCUAGAUGGAACCUUACCCGGUUAUCACUUUCAUCGUGGAUUUGGGAGCGGGGCAAAUAGUUGGCUUGUUAACUUGGAGGGAGGAGGGUGGUGUAACAAUAUUAGAACGUGCGUUUAUCGCAAGAAGACACGCAGAGGGUCAUCAAACUACUUUGAAAGGCAGAUUGCGUUUACUGGGAUACUUAGCGAUAAGGCUUGGGAAAAUCCAGAUUUUUAUAACUGGAAUCGUGUAAAGAUACGUUACUGUGAUGGAGCCUCGUUUUCAGGGCAGGGGGAGAAUAGGGCUGCAGGAUUGCAGUUUAGAGGGCAACGCAUCUAUCAAGCUGCGAUGGACGAGCUGAUGUCCAUGGGGAUGCGCAAUGCCAACCAAGUACUUCUGGCUGGUUGUUCUGCCGGUGGUCUAGCCGUUAUCCUGCACUGCGACAGAUUUAGAGGCUUAUUUCCAGGAAGCACCAAAGUGAAGUGCCUGAGUGAUGGUGGCUUGUUUAUGGACGCCCCGGAUGUUUCUGGUCGACACACUUUGAGGAAUUUCUUCAGUGGUGUUGUCAACUUGCAGGGUGCUAAGCCGACUCUACCAGGCACGUGUACCAACCACCACGAUCCAACCUCAUGCUUCUUUCCUCAGAAUAUAAUAGAGAGCAUAAGAACCCCUCUCUUCAUUCUAAAUGCUGCCUAUGAUGCAUGGCAGAUCCAAGAAAGCUUGGCUCCUCCAUCAGCUGAUCCUCACGGCAACUGGCGUCUCUGCAGAAACAAUAUCGGCCAAUGCUCAGCUUCACAGAUCCGAUUCUUGCAAGGUUUUAGGACUCAUAUACUGAACCAGAUAAAAGGGUUUGCAGCAUCAAGACAAAGUGGGAUCUUCUUGAAUUCUUGUUUUGCUCACUGUCAAUCCGAGAGGCAGGAUACGUGGUUCGGAAAUAACUCUCCUAGAAUCGGAAACAAGGCGAUUGCGAAAUCUGUUGGGGAUUGGUAUUUCAAUAGAGCAAAUGUGAAGUCGAUUGACUGCCCCUAUCCAUGUGAUAGAAGUUGUCAAAACCUCCAAUUCCAUUGAAAAACGAUGUGAUAUGUGAUUCUCCUUUUUACAUUUUUUUUUACAUAUGAUAUAGUGAUCUCAAGUCCCAUUCAUAUUUGAGAAUAUACUCAUUCAAAGCCAAUAAGACGAUGUCUGAGUUGAAAAAGUAAAGGAAAAGGUCUACCAAUUAUAGUGAUCUCAACUCCCAUAUGUAUUGUAGCUAUGAGAAACAAAUGGAUAUCAAGAUUUGUAGUCUCAACAUUUUUUUUUAAUUACUUAUAUUAUUAUUAUGAUGA
Salvia miltiorrhiza (redroot sage) is the source of this 2002-nucleotide messenger RNA. Its product is annotated as pectin acetylesterase 12-like. Gene Ontology annotation, biological process: cell wall organization. Lineage: Eukaryota; Viridiplantae; Streptophyta; Magnoliopsida; Lamiales; Lamiaceae. Gene Ontology annotation, cellular component: plant-type cell wall. The coding region runs from base 468 to 1745 and encodes 425 amino acids. The transcript has 12 exons. Gene Ontology annotation, molecular function: pectin acetylesterase activity. The record is from RefSeq and is a predicted model, not a curated record.